AUGGCUGAAGUGGAAAGGUCACUGAAAGAAAUUGAGAGAUGCAUUAAUUUCCACAACAAUAAGGCCAUAAUAAUUGGAGGAGAUUUUAAUGCUAAGAAUAAAAUGUGGCAGUCACUAACAACAAAUCCUAGAGGAACCCUAGUAGCAAAAUGGGCAAGCGAACAAGGUCUGGUCUGCUUGAACCACGGUGGAAUAAGCACAUGCAUACACGGCAAAGGAGAGUCUAUCGUGGACCUUACAUUCGCGAAUCAAACAGCAGCAGCGCGAGUAACUGAAUGGAAGGUUUCUCUGAUAGAAAGCUCAUCAGAUCAUAGAUAUAUCGAGACGACGAUCGGUAAAACAAGCGCGCAGAUUUCCAAGGAAAAAAGAUCGAACCACAAAAGAUGGGCAAUCAAAAAAUUAAAUGAAGAUAUGCUCAAAUCAGGAAUAAUAAUUGGUAACUGGAUCAACGGAAACCAACAGGCACAGGACCCAGAAACAAAGGCGACCAAAUUACAGGAAAUGAUGACGGACGCAUGUGAGAUAGCGAUGCCAAAAUCCAUGCCUAAAUUACGAAAAGCGAUGCCCUGGUGGAACGAGGAACUCGCGCAAUUGCGAGAGACUUCCACCAGGGCUCGAAGAAAGAUUAAAAGAGCCCGCAGAAACGGGCACUCAGAAGACUCAGCAGAGACACAGGAUAAAAUAAGUAAAUAUAAAGAGGCCAGAAAGAAACUUAGUAAGGCACUUAGAAAAGCCAAGGCAGUAGCAUGGACGGAUUUCGUCAAUACUAUUAACGAAAACCCAUGGGGCCGCCCAUAUCUCACAGUAAUGGGAAAAUUGAGAAGGUGGACUCCCCCAUAUACUGAGUCAUUAGAAGAAUCAACACGGAACAGAGUAAUCGACGGCCUCUUCCCGGCUCCCACACAAUUGGUGGAAACGUGGAUAGAGCCGGCACUACCUGAAGAAGGAUUUAAAUCCUGGCAGGAGGACUUCACGGUAACAACUGCGGAAUUAAAAACUGCG
Molecule: messenger RNA, 1002 nt
Organism: Mycetomoellerius zeteki
Lineage: Eukaryota; Metazoa; Arthropoda; Insecta; Hymenoptera; Formicidae
Exons: 1
Molecular function (GO): catalytic activity
Source: RefSeq, a predicted model, not a curated record